Messenger RNA from Papaver somniferum (opium poppy), 1476 nucleotides. RefSeq names its product 26S proteasome regulatory subunit 6A homolog. The record is from RefSeq and is a predicted model, not a curated record. Gene Ontology annotation, cellular component: proteasome regulatory particle, base subcomplex. NCBI's taxonomy places the organism in Eukaryota, Viridiplantae, Streptophyta, Magnoliopsida, Ranunculales, Papaveraceae. The coding region runs from base 635 to 1147 and encodes 170 amino acids. Gene Ontology annotation, molecular function: ATP hydrolysis activity; ATP binding; proteasome-activating activity. Gene Ontology annotation, biological process: proteasome-mediated ubiquitin-dependent protein catabolic process. The transcript has 5 exons.
CAAAUCAGAAAUUUUAUUUCUUUUUUCUCUCUCCUUCUCUUUGGACUUAUCACAAGCACCUCUGCAACUACCACCACUUGCUCCGUCGCCGCCACCACCACGUCGUCCUCCGCCACCAUAACCAGCACCACUACCAUUCCUAAGUGAGAAAGAAGAGAUUUAGAUCGAGAUUGAGAGAGAGAUCUAUCGAAAAUUAAACCAAACUAAACCCACCACCACCAUCUUUGUCGCCACCAUCAACAAUCCAUCAUUGUUUUCCAAAAUUUCACCAUCAUUGUCGAAGCCGCCGCAGCCAGAUUAUGAACAAACAGAUUGAGAAGUGUUAUUGAUUAUCUUUUUUUUUUUGGAUUACAGAUCCAAAUUUAAAUUCCUUCGUUUUCUAAAGUGGUGAUGGAGAUAAAAUGAGAUUGCAUCGAUUAUCUUCUUUCUCUUGUUUAAUUAAGUUUCUGCUGGUGCCUGGUGGUGGCGGCGGCGGUGGUGGUAUAACUAGUUUUUUGUUGUUUCUGGUGGUGGUUGGGUCGGAAUGAUAAAAUCGGUGAUAAAGAUAGUGGUGGUUAUUGUAGUUGUGGUGGUGGUUGUGGUGGUGGAGAUUGGGUGUGUUCUUUUGGUUGGGAGAUGGUGGUGUUGAUUUCGUAUGGCUGUGAAAGAAGAAGGGUAUACAAAUAUUGGUGGUGGUGGUGAUUUCCGCUCAACUCAGACUGACUACAAUGAUAUUGGUGGGCUAGAACUACAGAUGCAAGAACUUAAAGAAGCAAUUGCUUUGCCAAUUACUCACGCAGACAAGUUUGUGAAAAUAGGAAUCAAACAACCCAAAGGAGUUCUACCGGAAAGACCUCUUGGAACAGGCAAGACGUUGAUGGCCCCUGCAUGUGUGGCAGAAACAAAUGCAACAUUUUUGAAGCUAGCAGGUCCUCAAUUGGUUCAGAUGUUCAUUGGUGAUGGAGCUAAACUUGUCCGUGAUGCGUUUAAACUUGUGAAGGAGAAAGCCCUUUCAUCAUCUUCAUCGAUGAGAUUGACACAAAUGGAUCUAAGCAAUUUGAUAGGAUCAACUUUGGUUGUUGACACAACCGGUGGCGGCGGCGGCUUUGGCGGCGGUGGUGUUCCAGUGGUUGUCGUGUUUAGGUGGUGGAGUGGUGGCGACGGUUAGUAGGUGGUGUUCGUUGAGCGGUGGUGGUGAAAUAUUGGUGGUGGUGGUGGACAUGUGGUGGUGGAACGAUGGAGGUCGCAGUCUUGAGGUGGUAAAGAAACAAGUUCGUUGUAUUUUGAAAUUAAUUUUUUUUAUAUGAUUGAGGGUAUUGAUGUAAUCUAUUUUUAAGUGGAUAAGGUUUUAAAAUAACAAGGGUAUAUUUAUUGUUGUAUAAGGAUAUAUUUAUUGGGUGUCAAAACUUGGGGUAUUAAUUAAUGUACCCUUCAAUUUUAUUCGUAAAUUUAAACCAUAAAAGUCAACAUUUAAUUAUAAUGUCUUAACUUUUUUGA